AUGCCUUUUUAUCCAUCAGAAAGAGCAGAUUUAGAAGCACUUCGUAAAGAAUACGGUGGAAUUCAUCUACCACUUGAAGAAGAGGAGCUUGAUUACUUUAGACAGACAGAGAGAGUUGGUCAGCUACACAACAGGCUUAUCAUUCCUCCUCCAAAACCAGGACGAGUCGUCGAAACGGCUCAUUUGAGAUUGCUUAUUAACAAAGAUUUUGAUUUGAACAAUCUCAUUGAAGAUAUCUUCGAUGUGAUUUCACCAGUCUUUCGGAUCAAAAUCGAUUUUGGAUUUCUCAUGGAGAAUAUUUUGACUGAAGAUCCUGACUCUCGAUACAGAUUUCAUUGGCCUCAAAUUUCGACUGGACUCCCGAUCGAGCCACAUUUGAUAAAGAACAAGUCUACUAAAAAAGAGUUCCUGGAAAACAUUCCAAACUGGUCUGACAUUCCCAAACUGGUUGAAAUACAGCACGAAAAUCAAAGUAGUUUCAGAAAGAGCGGAUACAAUCUAACUAAGCUCCUCACCUGCAGUGUUUACGUGACUAAGAUGAAGUAA
Oikopleura dioica is the source of this 546-nucleotide messenger RNA. The record is from the annotation of a GenBank genome assembly. Lineage: Eukaryota; Metazoa; Chordata; Appendicularia; Copelata; Oikopleuridae.